AUUUAUUAGUCAAAGGCGCCUUAUUUCUCCUGUACGUUUCGGUGAAAUGGGUGGUGACCUUAAGUCAGAAGAUAUACUUGGCUUUAAACUUGAUAGAUGUAUUUCAGAUACCCUGAUAAAAAUAGGCGCUGGGUUAUUUGGAGGAAUCAUAUUUUCCGUAGUGCUUGCUAAAAGGCGUCCAUGGCCACUAAUCUUGGGUACAGGUUUUGGUCUUGGAAUGGGGGUUUCUAAUUGCAAUAAUGACUUUAAACAACCUCUUCCUCUAGUGUCUCACCGUGUAGUGAAACUAGAUGAAGUCCCAGACGAAGAGAAGAAAUCAUAACAUACUAAAAUAUUUCCAGUCCGUAUUCUUAACUUACUGUAUUUUUAGAAAUCCCUUGUGACUUGUAGAUUGAUGUGUGAAUAAACUUUAUUCUAUAA
Messenger RNA from Schistosoma turkestanicum, 420 nucleotides. Lineage: Eukaryota; Metazoa; Platyhelminthes; Trematoda; Strigeidida; Schistosomatidae. The record is from the annotation of a GenBank genome assembly.